This is a messenger RNA of Saccostrea cuccullata (small rock oyster), 1810 nucleotides long. RefSeq names its product fibropellin-1-like. The coding region runs from base 86 to 1810 and encodes 574 amino acids. NCBI's taxonomy places the organism in Eukaryota, Metazoa, Mollusca, Bivalvia, Ostreida, Ostreidae. The record is from RefSeq and is a predicted model, not a curated record. The transcript has 10 exons. Gene Ontology annotation, cellular component: extracellular region. Gene Ontology annotation, molecular function: calcium ion binding; chitin binding; Notch binding. Gene Ontology annotation, biological process: Notch signaling pathway.
UUACGGGAGCGAGGAAAGAUAGAAUCUUCCUUCUAGCUAUAGCUGUGGCUUCUAAAGAAACCAAUAUAUUAAAGUUAGAUUUGAUAUGAUUGAAGUAUUUUGUAAGAUGGAGAAGUUUGUGUCGAUAGUAUUUUUCGGUGUCUGUGCAGCGACGCCUUUAUGUUUAGUGGGGAGGGAGUACAUGGUUGAGAACUGCGUCAGAUAUAGGUGUAUCUUCGGACAAGCCGUACCAGAACCAUGCCCGCUGGGUCUAUUUCCUACUUAUAAAGGGGUAACAGGAUGUAGUUGGUCGAGAGAAUCGGAAUGUAGUACCAUUCCCGAGACAGGAAAAAUUAUUGAUCCCUGCAGUGGUAGCCCAUGUAAAAACGGGGGUAGAUGUCUCCCCUCCUCUAAUGGUCAGUCUUAUCUCUGCUCCUGUCCUCCUGGAUAUCAGGGACCAAGAUGUCAAAUCGAUGAAAACGAAUGCAUGAGCAGACCUUGUCUGAACGGCGGGAUUUGUUUGGAUGGUAGGAAUGGCUUCAAAUGCCAAUGUUCUCCAGGGCCUGGAGGCGUUCUCUACACAGGACGACAUUGUGAAACUGAAGUAGCCAAACUGGAAGAUGUUUGUACUCCCAAUCCCUGUCAUAACGAGGGUUACUGUUCUGGGACAGUAGGGAGCUCAUUUAUCUGUUACUGUCGACCAAAGUUCAGUGGACCCUUGUGUAACGAAACAAUGAGUAUAGGCAAUCCCUGCUCCAGCAGACCUUGUUUGAACUCUGGAAUCUGUAGCAGUGUGCAAACAACACAAUUCAAAUGUUUCUGCUUACCGGGCUACACAGGGAAACAGUGUGAUCAAACGCAAGAUCCCUGCUCUUUAAAGCCCUGUAUGAAUGGUGGCAUCUGUUUUCAAACCACUGAAGCUAAUGCGUUUAGAUGUGCGUGUCCGGAAAAUUUCACAGGCCGUCUGUGUGAAACAGCUAUGUUGAUGCAUCCGUGCAGGAACUCCCCGUGUAAGAAUGGCGGUUAUUGUACGGAGUUUGGCGCCACCUACCGGUGUUACUGUAGGUCCGGGUAUACGGGAUCGGACUGUACUCUCGUGACGUCAGCCAUCAUUUCAAGUCAGUGUGACAAAGGGAAGAGCUUGCUGCUAUCUCAUCCAUCUUAUUGUCAGCUCUACUAUAACUGCAGCGCGCCGUCUGGCAACAUUCCCGCCAGACCAGAGGAAAAGUUUUUAGACGAGUGUCCUUAUCCUCAACUUUUCUCCACCACAAGCGGAACAUGUGAACCCUUUUACAGGGUAGACUGUGGCAGGCGCCAAAUUCUGUUGGAUUUCUGUGACUAUUGGAAACAAAAAUGCCUGAGUGUUUGUAAGUCUUGCUCUAUUGACCACCCAACUUGUGUAGAUAUGGCGGACGGGAUCCACCGUAACCCCAUGAAACCAAACAGCCCAUAUUACAUGGCGUGCUACCAGAACAGAACUGUGUACGUCUCCCAGUGUCAGAAAGACAGGUUUGGGAAACAAAUGAUUUUCCAUGAAAACAAAUGUACAAGUGCUUUUGACAUUGCCAAAGCCGAGGGAGGGCGAAGACCAGAAUGUACGGGUAGUGAUACUGGAAUAUAUUCUGACCCGGGGGGAGACUGUCGGUUAUAUUACAUGUGUCAGGGAGGGCUGGCCAGGGUAAUGCAGUGUUCUGACGGGACGAUAUUCCACUACCAGCCUGGUAAACCCCUGUGCCAGGAUCCAAAAGACGUAUGUCAACCAUGUGGAACAAAAGCAUGGUGUGAAAAUCCUAAAAGUAUGGGGGAGGGGGAGGUCAUGAAGAACAGUUAA